AAAUUGCCUUCCAUAUUCAAAUACUUCAGAGAUUCUAAAGGAUCCAUUGCAAGAACUCAUUCUGACAUUGAAGCAGGAACAGAUCGCCCUGAAGGAUCUUGUUACUAGAGAUCUGUCCACAUUGCCAGCUGUAGCUGUUGCUCCUCCGUAUUUGUAUGUAGCAAAUCCUCCUUAUACAUAUACCCAUGAAAUGAAAGUCUUGGAGUUUAAUCUGAAAGAACAGAUACUUCCCUACUUCCAUUCAGUGGAGCAGAUAGCAAGGCCUCGUUUUCUACAGUUUCCAGAUCCCCGACUGGUGCAGAGUGAUUCAGGCAAGAUGGAGGCUCUGGCUGUCUUGCUUCGGAAGCUGAAAGCAAGAGGACAUCGUGUGUUGAUUUUGACGCAGAUGAUUCCAAUGCUUGAUAUACUGGUGCUUUUCUUGGACUUCCAUUUUCUCCGGUACAUAAGAGUUAGUGAGAGUGACGCUCACGGUUGGCAUUAUCUGGAAUCCAUAAAAAACUUCAACCGAGACAAGCGAUUCUUCUGUGCUAUUCUUUUUUCCCACACUCCUUCUACAGGUAUCAGCCAUGUAGAUGUGGAUUCUGUUGUCUUCUAUGACACUGAUUUAGAUCCGCUGAUGGAUACAAAGGCUAAAGAACGGUGUGAUAAAAUUGCAAGAGGCAGAGAUAUUCACAUAUACAGGCUUGUAAGUGGUAAUUCUGUUGAAGAGAGGCUGUUGAAAAAGGGUAUUAAACAUUUGAUUCAAGAAGUGGCUGCUCAGGGAGAUGAUUGUUCAACAGACUUUUUAACUCAGGGUCUUUGCUCUGAAUAUGGAAAAGAGGAUUCCAGAAAGUUUACAGAAGAGACACGAUCUGAGAUAAGAAAUGACAUAGAUUCAGAGAUGCGUGAUCUAGGAAAUACUACGCUUCCUUCACAGUUGAAACAGCUGGCUAGAUUUGUGGAUCAGCUUAAGCCCAUUGAAAAGUAUGCAUUGAAUUUCUUGGAAUUGUUUCAUACUUUGAAUGAUCAAAACAGCCAGAAAGUCAACAAGGAGUUAAAAACUGCAAAUACAAAAUGGGAAUAUCAACAUGCCAAGGAGCUGAAAAAGGCAGAAGAAAGAUUUCAGGAGGAAGUGAAAGAGGAACUCUUAACCUAUACCAGAGAAGAUGCUUAUAACGUGGAAUUUGUCUGUGAAGGCCCAGAUGGAGAAAUAGAAGUAAUGCCUCUUUGGACUCCCCCUGUUGCACCUGAGAAUCAUGAUGAUGUCUACACUAAUUCUGUUAUGUGUCUGAUGUACAGUAGUACCCCCAUUCCAGAGUCUAAGCUUCCACCUCUCUUUGUCAGGAAGGGGCGUAAGCGGCAGAGAACAGAUCUGUUCUCUUCAGGUGAGAGAAAGAAGCAUUGCCAUAGAAAGAUGGUUGUUCCUCCACCUUCACUUUUCAAGCAAGUGACUCCAAGAAUAUUGAAAACACAACAGAAGAGCAAAGCUGAGCAGACCCCGCUCUGGGUGAAACAGAAAAUGUCUUUUGCAAGACCUUUGCCAGCUCUUACCAAGUCAGCUGCUGACACUGGACAGGAUAGUCCUGCAUGGCUAAUUGCUGAAGACUUGGCACUGUUAAAAGCAAUGAAGCAGUUACAGAGACGUCCUUUAAACUUUGCUAUUGUGUCGCCAGCACAGACAGCAAACUGGGACUUUGUCAGCGAUGUGGUUAAUUCUUGUAACUAUGUUUAUCGCUCCCCAAAGCAAUGCGAAAAUCGCUACAUAAAAGCAUUUGCAGGUCCAGAAGGAGAGAACAUAGGUGGUUAUCCCCUUCGUGUCAGACAAGCCUAUGCUAAAGACCAGAAUUCUGAGCAUACUCAAAUCUUUAUGAAUCACUUUGAGUUGGUGACUGCUAGAAGAAGUAGUUCCUCAAAUACAUUUCUUGCAGACAACUAUGACAAGCUCCUGCCUGAGCCCAAAGUUGUUUCCAUCUACGCAGAGCCUAUGAUGAUGCAGGAAAAGGCAUUGCCUGAAGAACAAAUAGCUCCUCAAAUGCAGGAGCAACAGCCCAGACAGGAGCAAGAAGAGGAACAAAGUGUGGGGCAAAUCCAAAUCCAGUGUCAGCCACAGGGGGAAACACAGAUUUAGUUGCUGAGAGUCCCAGGAGCUCAGUCCUGGUGCCCAGACCACACUGACUUCUUUGGCGGUGAUGGAAUGGCUGCAGAUGUGGCCCUGGUACGCAGCAUCCUCGGUGCCUGGUAUUUAAGCAGCGGAACAUCUGCUUUGUAAAUGAGAAUUGAAUGUUGUUACUGAGCAGGUGGAAGCUGUAUUUUCCUUAUUGCUGAAGCAUUCCUAGGUUUUUUUGAUGGUAUUUUAUUGUAAUCAAGAAUUGCACUAGGUUACGUUUUUUCUCCUUUUGCAUUGUAUGAGGCUUUUAUUGCCCGUGCCCCAGGUGAGCAGUGUACAGUUGUGCUGGAAGUAGGGAAGUGGAUUUUUACACUGUAUCUUGAAGAAAGUUGUCUCCAGAAAUUACUGGAGACAGAGAAGCUGUGGAUGUCCCAGCCCUCUGGAGGUGUUCAAGGCCGGGCUCGAUGGGGCUCUGGGCAGCCUGGUGGGGCGGGAGGUGUCCCUGCCCAGGGCAGGGGCUGGAACUGGAUGGUCUUUAAGGUCCCUGCCCACCCAAACCCUUCUGUGGCACUCUUUGGCCGGCGCACACGCUCCCGGAUCCUCGCUACAAUAAAAGUGGAUAUUCUG
Chroicocephalus ridibundus (black-headed gull) is the source of this 2713-nucleotide messenger RNA. Its product is annotated as E1A-binding protein p400-like. The transcript has 16 exons. Gene Ontology annotation, cellular component: Swr1 complex; NuA4 histone acetyltransferase complex. The record is from RefSeq and is a predicted model, not a curated record. Gene Ontology annotation, molecular function: chromatin binding. The coding region runs from base 191 to 2107 and encodes 638 amino acids. Gene Ontology annotation, biological process: DNA repair. Lineage: Eukaryota; Metazoa; Chordata; Aves; Charadriiformes; Laridae.